AUGUCAGACGCUGCACCAGCAACUCCAGCCGCUGAAGAAGUUGUGAGUUUUUUAUUGAUUUUUUGAAAUUUUCACCAAAAUUAUUAUUUUUCAUGUAGAAUUUUAGCAAAAGAUGUUUCAAAACUCGAAAUAAAAAUUAUUUUCCAGCCAGUCACAGAAAAAAUGGACACAACAACAGCCAGCGAGACAACAGCUACACCAUCUGAAACCACCAACACAGCUGUCGAAUCAGAAAACUCAGCACCAGUGACCAACUCUGCCGCAGCAACUCCAGCUCCAGCUGCAGCUCCAGCAGCAACUCCAGUUCAAGCUGCAGCUCCAGCUGCUCCACGCGUCACUAGCACUGUUCCAACAAGACAAUAUCUCGAUCAAACUGUUGUACCAAUUCUUCUCCAAGGACUCGGCGCAUUGGCCAAAGAAAGACCAGAAAAUCCAAUCGAAUUCCUUGCCAAUUUCUUGCUUCGUGAAAAAGAUCGUUACCAACCACCAGAGUAUCAACAUUAA
Molecule: messenger RNA, 504 nt
Organism: Caenorhabditis angaria
Lineage: Eukaryota; Metazoa; Nematoda; Chromadorea; Rhabditida; Rhabditidae
Source: the annotation of a GenBank genome assembly